Plasmodium vivax (malaria parasite P. vivax) is the source of this 1293-nucleotide messenger RNA. RefSeq names its product mRNA decay protein, putative. Gene Ontology annotation, molecular function: mRNA binding. Gene Ontology annotation, cellular component: cytoplasm; nucleolus. The coding region runs from base 385 to 1293 and encodes 302 amino acids. The transcript has a single exon. Gene Ontology annotation, biological process: nuclear-transcribed mRNA catabolic process, nonsense-mediated decay; positive regulation of translation. NCBI's taxonomy places the organism in Eukaryota, Apicomplexa, Aconoidasida, Haemosporida, Plasmodiidae. The record is from RefSeq and is a predicted model, not a curated record.
CCCGCGCACAGUUGGCCGUGUAAAACAGCUAUAACAAAGGCAAUGGCGUAAAAUGUGCAACGCCUUUGAAUUGUUCCCCUCUCCCCCCCAAAUAAAUAAAUAAAUGUAUAAAUAAAUUUUUCAUUUAUAUGGAAAAGCAAAAUGCAGUGCGUAUGUAACAUGUGAACGCCGCUGCAAAUGUAAUUUCUGCGCUUCUUUCGGAGGCAGAUCUUCGAAGGGAGGGCUCAACCGCACAUACGCAUGAGAACAUACCUACAUCCAUAAGAAUAUACACAUAGGGGUAUACACGGUAAGCAUAUACCUGCAGUAUAAACCCAUCUGUAAGCAGAUGCGUAACCCCCAUUCGCACUGCGAAAGAAGGCAGUAAAAAUAUUCAAAAAAAACAUGUAUUCGAGCGUAAGACCGUACAAAAUAUUACAAAAGGUGAAAAGGAACGACAAUAAUAGUAAUAGCAAUAGUAAUAAUAAUAGCAAUAGUAACAGUAACAGUAGCAGCAUCAGAAACCCCCCCAAUGAGGCAAAGAAAGAACCGACAGAACGGGAAGAUAGUGGCAAAAAAAAACCCGUCGAGAAGAAAAAAAAAUACGAAGACCUAAAAUACUACGAAUGUAAUAGAAAAUCGCUCAGCACGAAGAGUCAAGAAGCAGAAGGCCGUGAUAAAAUAACAAAGUAUAAUAAUAAAACGAACCAACAUGCAGACAAUAACCAUGUUAAAAAAUUGCAAAGCGAAAAGGUAUUAAAAAAAAAAGAAGAUAUGCUGGUAACUUUACUGAAGAAGGAACAAUCCUCUGUACAUAAUAAAAAAAUCAUCAUUCGACAUUUACCACCAACUUUAAGUGAAGAUAAUUUUUUUGAAUCCUUCCCAAGUAACCUCAAAGAUGAAUUAGAUUAUUACUACUAUGUUAACGGAUGUGUACCAAAAAAUCAGGGGGGUGAUAUAACACAUUCUCGAAUGUACUUAUCCUUUAAGGAUGAUUUGAAGACAAAGGAAUUUAUAAAAACACAACAUGGGAAAUUCUUUUACGAUUCCAAUGGUGGUAAGUUCAAAGCCAUGGUGUCCUUCGCGCCGUACCAGACCAUAAUACACAAAAAUAAGUUGGAUGAAAUGAACAACACCUUAGAAUCAGAUGCCUAUUUUUUAAAAUGCUGCGAAGAAAUGAACAACCCGCAGGAGCCUGUUAAGAAGGAUGACGAUAACGCUGACCUAAGCAAUGUGAUUAAAGAAGACGGGGUAAUUUUACCCCCCCUAGUUGUGGCAUUGAGAAAAAAACUGAAGAAUAAAAAAUUGAAAUAG